CUAUCAAUGGCGGAUAAUGAUCUUCAAAUAGUUGAUAACAAGAAUAUUCAUCAUGUAGAGGCACAAUACGUGGAGAUGAUGGUCCCCUUGUAUUCAUAUGGAUGUGAAAGGAAAGUGAAGAAGGCAUUGAUGUCCCAUCUCAAAGGUAUUUAUUCGAUCAAUAUAGAUUAUUAUCAACAAAAAGUUACUGUUUGGGGAAUUUGUAAUAAGUAUGGUGUGUUGGAAAUGGUGAAGAAAAAGAGGAAAGUGGCUCGGUUUUGGAAUCCAGAAGAUCAUAAAAUCGUAUUGGAUGAUGGUAAUCCUAAAUUAGAUAUGCGGCGGCCGGAAUCACAAGAACGGCGGCGGUGGCAGCACCGGCAGUGCCAGCUGGCAUUGGCAAAGGUUCAAUCUUUAUCUCUUAGUUGGAAAGCAUGGAAUUGGAAGAAGGUAUUUGAUAGGUCUAGCUCUUUCUAGAAACAUCCAAGAACAAGAAAAAGAACCCAACAUUCUAUUGUCACGUGGUCUUAUGUUUUUAGAAUGAAUGUAAUGAAUCUAUUAUAAGAACCCAACAUUAUAGUGUCAUGUGGUCUUAUUAAAUGUGUUUUAAUAUGAAUGUUAUGAAUCUAGUCUAAGGAACAUGAUGAAAAAUU
This is a messenger RNA of Impatiens glandulifera, 629 nucleotides long. RefSeq names its product heavy metal-associated isoprenylated plant protein 36-like. NCBI's taxonomy places the organism in Eukaryota, Viridiplantae, Streptophyta, Magnoliopsida, Ericales, Balsaminaceae. The record is from RefSeq and is a predicted model, not a curated record. The transcript has 3 exons. The coding region runs from base 7 to 453 and encodes 148 amino acids. Gene Ontology annotation, molecular function: metal ion binding.